This is a messenger RNA of Symbiodinium sp. CCMP2456, 1287 nucleotides long. NCBI's taxonomy places the organism in Eukaryota, Dinophyceae, Suessiales, Symbiodiniaceae. The record is from the annotation of a GenBank genome assembly.
AUGGCGUCAGUGGGUGCAACCAUGAAGGCCAUCAACGAUGCCUGCCGAUCCAAGGGGGGCCAUUACGCAACCUACAGUUGCCAGGUGGUCUCUUGGGAUGAUGUGAGUCGUGGGACAGUUGGUGGCUCGUUAUCUUGCUGGGGGGCAAACAUUACAGACACAUACCUCAAGAGCAAGAGUGGGACGCAACUUUUCACGGUGCGCAGUGACAACUGGAAUGAAAAACUGGGCGUCGUCUCUGCUGAUGAGGUGGCAGUCGUGGCUUCUCACGCAGGUGGAGCACUGCAGCCCGUCACACUCCGGACCGUGCUGCAGCAGAUGGGUGACUAUGGCAGCUAUGCUGGCCUCGAAGAGCAGACCGACGUCUCGAAUUCCACCUUGGAUUCACAGUGUUCCAUCCGCUUUCAGACGACUUUCAUUCCGGUGGAGGAUUGCCCCGAUGGCCGGGCGAAGCUCGAGUUUGCGACGGAGGCCUACAACUACAACACCAUGAGCGAUACCGAUCCGCGCAAUCUCGUGUUGCUGUGCACUAGCCAAGGCAUGGCCGUCCAGCAGGACGGGCAGGGUGCGAAGAAGCUCUUUCACCAUGCAGUUGAUGACGAUGGCCAGAUUCACCGCUACUGGCUGGAAGCCGAGGAGAGCCGCCAUCAAGUGGGCGGCGAGCAGCGAGAGACGGACCAGGAGCGGGUAGAAGCCUUGGCUCGCGGUAAGGCGACCUCGAGCGUCAUUGGCAUCCGUGCCAUGGGCCAACGCUUCAACGUGCUGAUGACCAUCCAGGUCCCACUGCAGCAGCGGGCGCCCAUGCCAAGAGAAGACGAAGAGUGCCAGGAAGCAUGCAUGGAGAUCAUGGAGGGAUGGUGUGAUGAUGACAUGGAUGACUUCAUGCCCCAGUUUCAGUUGACUCAGCGCUCAGUGUCGGAGGCCCGGUGUGUGCCAACAGGCCACAGCAGCGCCGCGAGGGUCUCGCGUGGCACGGAACACGACGUCUGGGACGGCUUGUCCAUCAACUCGCCCGCACGAAACGCUACCGAGCACGUCACCGUCACGGUUGUCAUCUACAACGCCGUCAAGGGGGGUGUGCCAACGCCUCAGGACGUCGCGGCGGCCAUCGACGACCUUGAAAACCUUUAUGCAGCUUGUGCCGACACCGGGCGCUUGGCCGACAGCAACUUCGACUUCAUGAAGGAGCAGCUAACAGUUGACGACAUGAUCGACAUUAAGUCGAAAUUGCAGUUUCAGCCUCCAGCCGUGGAUGUUCUCCAGCAUGACGUCUUUCCGACAGCCUGA